Ilex paraguariensis (yerba mate) is the source of this 648-nucleotide messenger RNA. The record is from the annotation of a GenBank genome assembly. Lineage: Eukaryota; Viridiplantae; Streptophyta; Magnoliopsida; Aquifoliales; Aquifoliaceae.
AUGGCUCCUAGUGUCCUUUUGUUUGGACUGUUGGCCAUAGCUUGUUCGCUCGCUUCGGCUUCUGACCAUAGCCCUCUCCAAGAUUUUUGUGUCGCCGAUGCUACCAGCCCAGUGUUGGUGAAUGGUCUGGUUUGUAAGGACCCGAAGCUCGUAAAAGCUGAUGAUUUUUUUUUCAAAGGUCUUCACUUAGCUGGCAAUACAUCCAAUGCAGUGGGAUCACGUGUAACUCCAGUAAACGUAGCUCAAAUACCAGGACUUAAUACUCUUGGCAUCUCUUUGGUCAGGAUCGAUUAUGCACCAUGGGGGAUAAACCCUCCACACACACAUCCUCGAGCUACUGAAAUUUUGACUGUAGUAGAAGGCCUCCUUGAAGUAGGGUUUGUCACUUCUAAUCCAGAAAACCAUCUCAUAACAAAAGUGCUUCAGAAAGGUGACGUAUUUGUCUUCCCAGUGGGUCUCGUCCACUUCCAGCGCAAUGUUGGAUACUGUAAUACAGUUGCUAUUGCAGCCCUCAAUAGCCAAAAUCCGGGAGUUAUUACCAUUGCAAAUACCGUCUUUGGAUCAAAGCCUGAUAUCUCUAGCGAUCUUUUAGCAAAGGCUUUUCAAGUGGAUAAGAACAUUGUCUACAAGAUACAGUCACAUUUCUGA